Stegostoma tigrinum is the source of this 4108-nucleotide messenger RNA. RefSeq names its product EMAP like 1 (gene eml1). The record is from RefSeq and is a predicted model, not a curated record. The transcript has 26 exons. Gene Ontology annotation, biological process: microtubule cytoskeleton organization. Gene Ontology annotation, molecular function: microtubule binding. Gene Ontology annotation, cellular component: mitotic spindle. NCBI's taxonomy places the organism in Eukaryota, Metazoa, Chordata, Chondrichthyes, Orectolobiformes, Stegostomatidae. Bases 512 to 3007 code for a protein of 831 amino acids.
AAGAAGCUGGACUGUUUGUUUGCAUUAGCUCAGGGUGGGGAUUUCUGUGAAGUAGCAGCUGGGGCCGAUUACUGUUCACAGUGUGAACUGCAGUGAAAGACCUUAACUGUAGGUUUUUACUGUGGUUUGGGUAUUAACGCAGGAGUGGGAAAGCGGAAAGAAAUAAAAAACAAAACCUCCUUGUACGUGAUGUCUGACUGUGAGGGAUUAACUCUGGAAAUCUGCCAUCCUUACCUGGUCUGGCCUCAUUGUAACAUCAGACCCACAGCAAUGUGGUUCACUCUGGACUGCCUUCUGUGAACAUCUGUGGAGAGAAACAGAGACUUCCACAUCUGUGACCUUUCUAUGGAGCUGGUCAGAGAUGCUGCCUAGUCUGUGAAGAAUUUCCAGCACUUCCUAUUUUCAAUUCUGACGACAGGCAUUCACAAUAUCCUGUGUUUCUUUAAUAGCUGCUGCCAUGCUCUUUGGUGAUGUCUGAAAUUUAAAUGACAGUGCGUCUGCAGCCAGCAGCAUGGAGAUGACGGAUCGAAUCGCCUCUCUGGAGCAGCGUGUACAGAUGCAGGAGGAUGAGAUUCAGCUGCUCAAGUCAGCACUGGCUGAUGUAGUCCGACGUUUGAAUGUUUCUGAAGAGCAGCAGGCCAUGCUGAAUAGGAAAGGACCUACCAAAGGACCUUUAGAUCAGGCAGCAUCUAAACGAUCGGAGGCAGAUAAACAGGGCAGUGCUAACAAACCAGCAAGACCCAUAGUGCAAGCCUUGCCAUUAAGGCCUACAGUUAACAAUGGAACUGUACUACCAAAGAAGGGAUGUGGCUCUCUGCCAUCUCCGUCUGGAGUCAGGAAGGAUAUAACACCAGCAACCAAAAGCAGGCAAAGGUGUAUGACUAGUAUGUCUAAACUGACUAAAACUGCUAAAAGUGGUGUGAAGAGAAGCAAUUCUUCUGAGCGAGUGUCAUCAGUUGCACGUAGAGAAAGCUUUGGAGAGUCAAAGAACAGCAGGACCCGCACUGGCUCAACGAGCAGUGGUUCCAGUGGGAAAAAGAUGAGCGACAGCAAGCCUAAGGAUCCUCUCUUUAAUGCAGGGAAGCGCCGUGUGAUGCAUUGCAAAGAGGAAGGAUAUGUAAAAAUGUUCCUGCGUGGACGUCCAAUCACCAUGUACAUGCCCCAAAUUAUUAAGGAAACCUACAGUUUGGAUGAUAAAGGUGAACUUCCAGCCAAAAAGCUGAAGCUAGACUGGGUUUACGGUUAUCGAGGCCGGGAUUGCCGCUGUAACCUCUAUCUUCUGCCAACGGGUGAGAUUGUGUAUUUCAUUGCUUCUGUGGUCGUACUAUACAAUGUAGAGGAACAACUUCAGAGACAUUAUACUGGCCACAAUGAUGAUGUCAAGUGCCUUGCAGUCCACCCUGACAGGAUCACCAUAGCAACUGGUCAGGUAGCAGGGAUAAGCAAGGAUGGAAAUCAAGCUGCCCCGCAUGUUCGAAUCUGGGAUUCUGUUAGUCUGAAUACACUGCACACAAUUGGAACAGGUUUCUUUGAUCGGUCAGUCACUUGCAUUGCCUUCUCAAAGUCAAAUGGAGGCUGUACCUUAUGCGCAGUCGAUGAUUCUAAUGAUCAUGUCCUUUCAGUAUGGGAUUGGCAGAAAGUUGAGAGACUUGGUGAUAUUAAGUGUUCAAAUGAACCAGUCUUUGCAGCAGAUUUCCAUCCAACAGAGACCAACGUCAUUGUUACCUGUGGAAAAUCACACAUUUACUUUUGGACACUGGAAGGAGGGUCUUUCACAAAGAAACAAGGGUUGUUUGAGAAACAUGAGAAACCAAAGUUUGUGCUGUGUGCGACCUUUGCUGAGAAUGGAGAUACAAUAACUGGGGAUUCGAGUGGAAAUAUUCUAGUCUGGGGAAAAGGUACCAACCGCAUUAGCUAUGCUAUUCAGGGGGCCCAUGAAGGGGGUAUAUUUGCACUUUGCAUGCUGCGCGAUGGCACUCUCGUAUCAGGUGGUGGAAAAGAUCGAAAGUUGAUCUCCUGGGACCGCAAUUAUCAGAAAAUCCAAGAAACUGAGGUUCCUGAGCAAUUUGGUCCAGUGAGGACAGUAACUAAAGGAAGGGGAGAAGUAUUGCUAAUUGGCACAACAAGGAAUUUCAUUCUACAAGGCACUUUAUCUGGAGACUUUCACCCUAUCACCCAGGGUCACACAGAUGAAUUGUGGGGUUUGGCCAGUCAUCCAAAUAAGGAACAGUUUCUAACUUGCGGGCAUGACAAACAUAUCACUCUAUGGGAUGCUGUCUCGCAUCAGACCAUUUGGAGCAAAAUCAUAGAGGACCCAGCUCAAUCUGCUGGUUUCCACCCAUCAGGAUGUGUUGUUGCUAUAGGAACCCAAACUGGAAGGUGGUUAGUUCUGGAUACGGAGUCAAAGGAUCUGGUGACCGUUCACACUGAUGGAAAUGAACAGCUCUCAGUCAUGCGUUAUUCACCAGAGGGAAAUUUCUUAGCAAUUGGCUCCCAUGAUAAUUAUAUUUACAUCUACACAGUUAAUGAGAAUGGCAGAAAAUACAGCCGAGUUGGUAAAUGCUCAGGUCACUCAAGUUUUAUCACACAUCUUGACUGGUCAACUGAUUCGCAGUAUUUAAUGUCUAAUUCCGGGGACUAUGAGAUCUUGUACUGGAUGCCUUCAGUCUGUAAGCAAGUGGUGAGUGUUGAACAGGUCAGGGAUGUAGAGUGGGCCACUUAUACCUGCACAUUAGGAUUUCAUGUUUUUGGAGUCUGGCCUGAAGGAUCAGAUGGAACUGACAUCAAUGCUGUGUGCAGAUCCAAUGAUAAAAAACUCUUGUCUACAGGUGAUGACUUUGGCAAAGUGCAUCUGUUUUCAUGUCCAUGUUCGCAGGCCAGGGCUCCAAGCCACACAUAUGGAGGACACAGCAGUCAUGUAACCAGUGUAAACUUUCUGCACGAUGACAGUCAGCUGGUUUCCACUGGAGGGAAGGACAUGAGUGUCAUGCAGUGGAAAGUCAUUUAAACUGGCCUCCUGCCUUGAAAUUUGCUUUGGCUGUCACAGUAAAUACAACACAUGAGAUGAUUUUUGCCAGAAGUUAAACUGCAACAAAAAAGCAAGCGAAGUUCCUGCACUUUUACAGGCCAUGAUUUGGCAUUUCUGUUAAAUGUCAAAGAUUUUAUUUAAACCUCAGGAAAAAUCAUGCCUCUGCAAGGUUACUGGUGCAUUGUGUGUGGUACAUGACUGUUUAACAGUUCAGACAGUCACCUUAGAAAAUAGACUUGCUCCUGGUCUCUACAGACUUCAAUAUGUUUCUCUGUGGUGAAGUGAGGGUAAUGUACAGUAUUGUUUAUAUGUUUACCCUAACAAAAUAUCCAUAAACACAACCUUUAAUUUUGAGAAAUUAAAAUAAGCUUUAAUGAACUGUUUACUAUCGAUACAGUAUGCACUAAAUUCCUUGUAUUGACACAAGCUUUGUGUAUAACAUGUCUGAAAUUUAUGUCGCAGUUUGUUUUGUAUCUGAUUGUCAGUCUGUUCCUGAGGCAUGUUGAGAGUUGACUUCUAGUUGUCACGGUGGUGGCAGCUGCUGCAAAUUUUAUUCCCUCUUCCUGUGAAAGGAGCUGCAGUCUUGAGGACAGUUACAAUUUAACUGCAGAACCACUGACUAAUGCACUCUAAGCCUGCAGAGGCAGUUCACAGAGAGAAAAAGCCUGCACAUCUAUGACUGUGCAACUUCUACUCCAUUUCUGACUGUCACUUCACCCCCCCCCCCCCCCCCCACUCCCCAGCAAUAUGGUGUAUGCAUGGAAAUUUUUCCCAUUAUAAACAAAGCUGCCUCCUUGUGAGGAAAAAAAGAGGAAAGGUGUUAGGUAGGGCUGGUGAUAUAGCUCGCACUUUCAGCAAAGUUGAAAUACGCGGUUUACAUUUGGAAUGUAUGUAGAAAUUUUUUAAAAUGAAAGUUAUUGGUGCAUUCUUUAACAUUAAGGUUCAAAGACUUGUUUUGUGACUGACUGUCAAUAAAUUAAAAUUGCUGAAAGGUAUCAGUGUGAAUAGAUGUCUGCACUUCUUGCCCUCCUCUGACCUAUUUCAGAUGAAUAAUGUUAAAGUAUUCUAGAUAAAACAUAA